AAUUCUCUUCCUCUUAAUCAGAGAAAAAAUCUCAUAGCAAUAGAAUGGAGAAAUCAAAAUGUCAAAAACAAACUUUGUUAAGUGUUGCUAAUCUUAAGCUUCCCUCAUUUCAGGUGGUGGUGGUGAAUGCAGAUUUGGGAUGCACACAUUGCAGGAGCAGAAUAUCUCAAAUCAUGUCAAGGAUAACAGGGAUGAGGGAGUAUACAAUAGAUGUUGGGAAAAAGCAAGUGAUUGUAAGAGGGGAUGUUAGAAAUCAUCACCAGGAAAAAAAUGGUGCAGUGAAGAGCCACAAGAUCAAUGAACACCAUAGCCAAAUUUUCGCCUUCUUCUUUAGUUUACUGAACUUGCGUUGGAGCACCAAGAAGAUGAUUGAUUAAUCGAAAGAACAAAGAGUUUGAUUGAUGAACAUUCAUUCAUGGGGUUGACAUGUAUGAAUUUAUCAUGCUAACAAAGGAGUCAAAUACAUAUUCUUUCAAAUGUUUAUUUGUUGGGAAUGUUGUGUUUCCAAUUGAUUACUGGUGAGUUUCUCCUUUUGUUCAUUGUAUAAAGUUUCUAGUUUCUUUAUA
Molecule: messenger RNA, 566 nt
Organism: Solanum tuberosum (potato)
Lineage: Eukaryota; Viridiplantae; Streptophyta; Magnoliopsida; Solanales; Solanaceae
Exons: 3
Coding region: 45-377 (110 amino acids)
Molecular function (GO): metal ion binding
Source: RefSeq, a predicted model, not a curated record